AUAUUUAUAGUGCAUGGCCAUAAGAUAAAGUAUAGACCACUAACUCAAACUUUCUUUCUUUUUUUUCAAAUUUUUUUUUUUGGUUAGCUCCUUUUACAAUUAAUCAUUUACAUUUUUAAUCAUAAUAUAUAGUACCAUCUCACCACUUUGUUGCAUUUUGCCAACUAUUCCCCACUAUAUAUAUAAUAAGUUCUUAGUUUUUAGUUCUCAUAAACCAAACUUCACAUUCCUUCAUAAUUACCCUUCAUUGCUUCUUGAAGAUGAUGUAUAAAUCAUCUAUGAAGUCAUUUAAAAUGGCAAUGGCUAAUUUGAUGACAAUGUUUAUGCUAAUAGAGGUGAUUACAUGCGGGUUCGGGUUCGGUUUCGGGGCAGAUGGUGGUUUGAACAUGAACUACUAUUUGAUGAGUUGCCCUUUUGUUGAACCUGUUGUUAAGAAUGUAGUCAAUAGAGCUUUGGACAAUGAUCCCACCCUUGCAGCUGGUCUUGUUAGAAUGCACUUCCACGACUGCUUCAUACAGGGAUGUGAUGGGUCAAUUCUAAUUGACUCUACUAAGGAUAAUACAGCAGAGAAGGAUUCACCAGCAAAUUUGAGCUUAAGAGGAUAUGAAAUCAUAGAUGAUAUCAAAGAUGAGCUUGAAAGACAAUGCCCUGGAGUGGUUUCAUGUGCUGAUAUUCUUGCUAUGGCUGCUACAGAAGCUGUUUUCUAUGCUGGAGGUCCAGUUUAUAACAUACCUAAAGGUAGAAAGGACGGAAGGAGGUCAAAAAUAGAAGAUACUAGAAAUUUGCCAUCCCCUGCCUUCAAUGCCUCUGAGCUCAUUAGGCAGUUUGGUCAACAUGGUUUUUCUGCACAAGAGAUGGUGGCUCUCUCUGGGGCUCAUACAUUAGGAGUGGCAAGAUGUUCAUCUUUCAAAACCAGAUUGAGCCAAGUGGAUCCAGCUUUGGAUUCUGAAUUUGCUAAGACAUUAUCCAAAACAUGUACUUCUGGUGACAAUGCAGAACAACCAUUCGAUGCAACUAGGAAUGAUUUUGACAAUGUUUACUUCAAUGCUUUGUUGAGGAAAAAUGGUGUUCUGUUUUCAGACCAAACACUCUACACUAGUCCAAGAACAAGAAACAUUGUGAAUGCUUAUGCAAUGAACCAAGCUAUGUUCUUCCUUGAUUUUCAACAAGCAAUGGUGAAAAUGGGUUUGCUUGAUAUUAAACAAGGUUACAAUGGGGAAGUCCGAGGCAAUUGUCGAAAAAUAAACUAAUUGUUUUGUGAUGGUUUUUGUAAUUUUGUCAAUGAAAAGUCUUGAAGGUUGUCAUUAGUUCGUUAAAAAUAACAUUAUAAGCAUGUGAUAUAUAAUGUAAACUAAGUCUAAACGUGUAUGUGUAAGUUUUUCUCUAAAUUGUUUUUUGUUGGGUGGGGUGUAUUUUAUGUAUUAUUAUAGUGGUAAUCUUUCGUAUAUCAAUAUAUUUGCGAGCAAUUGGAGAAUUUUUAAAA
This is a messenger RNA of Trifolium pratense (red clover), 1483 nucleotides long. Its product is annotated as peroxidase 47. The transcript is spliced from 4 exons. Gene Ontology annotation, molecular function: heme binding; peroxidase activity. Gene Ontology annotation, biological process: hydrogen peroxide catabolic process; response to oxidative stress. Bases 261 to 1250 code for a protein of 329 amino acids. The record is from RefSeq and is a predicted model, not a curated record. Lineage: Eukaryota; Viridiplantae; Streptophyta; Magnoliopsida; Fabales; Fabaceae.